GAAAGGGAAACAGAUCACUUCUAUUUAUAUUCCUUUUACCAGUAACAACUUCCUUUGGUGUAAAGUAAUCUGUCUGGUGAAUCACUUUUACCUGAAUCACCCUUCAGAGAUCCACACCAAUCUGUCAUUAAGUGAACUAACUAAUAUAGAACCAUAUAACUUGGACUUGGUUUUUUGUUUAUUUCCUUCUGUCAGGACCCGGUUACGAACCCGGGUCUCCGGUGUGAGAAACAGUCACUUAACCAACUGAGCCACGAAUAGUCAGCAGAACCCAGAAGAUGAGGCAGACACAGCAGUACUUGAGACGGUGUAUUUAAUAAAGUAAAAAGUGAAGUCCUUCAGGAAAACAUGUAACUCCACAAGCUCAAAAGGAAUUCCACAAGAACAAGGCAAUCCACAAGGUAAUCCUCCAAGACAAAAAGGCAAAUCAACAAGGUGGUAGGUAUAGCACAAAAAGCCUCAAAAGAUACUCAAAAAUAAAUAAACAAGAACAAAAAACAGAAUUCCACAAGAGCGUCCACCGGGAUCAACAAGAACACACAGAACACUAGGGCUGGGUGCUAACAUACAAACACAGAGCAAAGAACUGAGGGAAACAAAGGGUUUAAAUACAAUCAGGGGAAACUAGGCACAGGUGCAAAUAAUAAUGGGGAUCAAGGGAAAGCAAAAGGUCAAAAAGCACAAUGGGGGCAUCUAGUGACCAAAAACCGGAACAACCCUGGCCAAAUCCUGACACCUUCUAUAUAUUUUGACACACUUAUUUGUGGUCAGGGAGGGAAUUCCUUAAAAUUGGGGACGAUAUGGCCAUGUGGAGAGGAGAUUACUUUACUACUUCUGCUGUGGCACGAAGAAUGGGUCUAUUAGGGCCACGGAAUGGCAGAAUCUACAUCAUGUACCAUGGCACCUCUUGGUGGGCUGCACAGAAAAUCAUGGCCAAAGGUUUUUGUCCGUCCAAGUGUGGCAUGUUGGGGCAGGGUGUGUAUCUAAGCCGGGACCUGGAGAAGGCUAGUAGAUACCCCCUGGACCUCACUGAACACCAGAAGGUUGUCAUCAAAGUUAAAGUCAAUGUGGGCAAGGUGAAAACAAUAGACCGCCAAAGCCACCCUUUGCAGAAGACAUGGCAUGACGAAGGUUACGACUCAGCCUGGGUUCCUCCUAACUGUGGCAUGGUGAAGAGUGGUUUAGAAGAGACCUGUGUCUGGGACCCAAACCGCAUUACUGUUUUAGACACCAUCAAAUCAAAAACAGAACCCACCUUACAAAGUGAGGACACUGAUGAGGAAGAGGAUGGGGAGGAUGAAGAGGACACUGAGGAUUUGUGGUCAGGGAGGGAAUUCCUUAAAAUUGGGGAGGAUAUGGCCAUGUGGAGAGGAGAUUACUUUACUACUUCUGCUGUGGCACGAAGAAUGGGUCUAUCAGGGCCACGGAAUGGCAGAAUCUACAUCAUGUACCACGGCACCUCUUGGUGGGCUGCACAGAAAAUCAUGGCCAAAGGUUUUUGUCCGUCCAAGUGUGGCAUGUUGGGGCAGGGUGUGUAUCUAAGCCGGGACCAGGAGAAGGCUAGUAGAUACCCCCUGGACCUCACUGUACACCAGAAGGUUGUCAUCAGAGUUAAAGUCAAUGUGGGCAAGGUGAAAACAAUAGACCGCCAAAGCCACCCUUUGCAGAAGACAUGGCAUGACGAAGGUUACGACUCAGCCUGGGUUCCUCCUAACUGUGGCAUGGUGAAGAGUGGUUUAGAAGAGACCUGUGUCUGGGACCCAAACCGCAUUACUGUUUUAGACAUCAUCAAAUCAAAAACAGAACCCACCUUACAAAGUGAGGAUUCUGAUGAGGAAGAAGAGGAGGAAGAGGACACCGAGGAUGAGGAAGAAGAGGAAGAGGGGGUGGAGGAAGAGGAGGAGGAGGAUUAUGAGGAAGAGGUGGAGGAUGGAGAGGAGGAGGAGGAGGAUUAUGAGGAAGAAGGGGUGCAGGAAGAGGAGGAGGAGGAAGAGAAUGAGGAUUAUGAGGAAGAGGAGGAAGCGGACGGGGACACUGAGGAGGAGGAGGAGGAGGAGGAUUAUGAAGAAGAGGGGGUGCAGGAAGAGGAGGAGGAGGAAGAGAAUGAGGGUUAUGAGGAAGAGGAGGAAGCGGAUGGGGACUCUGAGGAGGAAGAUGAGGAGGAGGGGGAGGAGGAGGGGGAGGAAGAGGAGGAUUAUGAGGAAGAGGAGGAAGCGGAUGGGGACUCUGAGGAUGAGGAGGAGGGGGAGGAGGAGGAGGAUUAUGAAGAAGAGGGGGUGCAGGAAGAGGAGGAGGUGGAAGAGAAUGAGGGUUAUGAGGAAGAGGAGGAAGCGGAUGGGGACUCCGAGGAGGAAGAUGAGGAGGAGGGGGAGGAAGAGGAGGAUUAUGAGGAAGAGGGGCUGCAGGAAGAGGAGGAGGAGAAGGAGGAAGAGAAUGAGGAUUAUGAGGAAGAGGAGGAAGCGGAUGGGGUCACUGAGGAGGAGGAUGAGGUGGAGGAGGAGGAGGGGGAGGAAGAGGAGGAUUAUGAGGAAGAGGGGGUGCAGGAAGAGGAGGAGGAGGAGGAGGAAGAUGAGGAAGAGAAUGAGGAUUAUGAGGAAGAGGAGGAAGCAGAUGUGGACACUGAGGAGGAGGAGAAAGAAGAUGAUUAUGAGGAAGAGGGGAUGCAGGAUGAGGAGGAGGAGAUUUGA
Molecule: messenger RNA, 2687 nt
Organism: Oncorhynchus masou masou (cherry salmon)
Lineage: Eukaryota; Metazoa; Chordata; Actinopteri; Salmoniformes; Salmonidae
Product: rho GTPase-activating protein 30-like
Exons: 3
Coding region: 801-2687 (628 amino acids)
Cellular component (GO): cytoplasm
Molecular function (GO): NAD+ poly-ADP-ribosyltransferase activity
Source: RefSeq, a predicted model, not a curated record